AUGGUGCCUAAGCUGAGUGGUAGGCUGGAUAUACCUCUCACAAUCAAGGGAGUAGAAAUUAAGCCUAUAAACUCAAUCAAAUAUCUAGGGGUUUAUCUGGAUACCCAUCUCACUAGGGAAGUGCACGUACAGGAGAUGAGAAAGAAGGCUGCAAAACUAGUAGCGGGAAUAAGCUUAAUUGCAGGAUCGACAUGGGGAACGCCCCUGUAUAUACGAGGUGGAAGAGGGUUCACCAGUGCGCAGCGAGCUACAGAGCAAGCCAUCCAAUCAAUCCAGGAUCAGGCUCUUCACCAGAUAUCCAGCGCAUUCAAACGUACGUCACGACAGGCCCUAGAGAUCUGUCUCCAUGUAUCACCUGUAGAGCUCACGCUUGCAAAGCUGGCUGAGGAGGCCUGCCUGCGGAUCAUGACCUCACCACUUCGAUCUACGCUUUACCAAAUACGUGGCCAAGCCCACCGUAACGACCCAUACAUGUCACCACUUCAUCAAUUGGAAACAGCCAUCAACCGCAAACUGGGACUGCUACCGUGGUGGGAGCCACCAGAAGCAAGGAUUAACGAUACCCGUGAGAAGGCUAUCAAGGCUAUUGAAGCAAUCUCAGGAACAGAUACAACAAUACAGUUCUUUACCGAUGGGAGCAGCUUUGACAAUGGGAUUAGAGCAGCGGUCUACUCAUCAAUAGGACAGGCUUAUAAGCCAGUAGGCUCAUCUAACACACAUACUGUUUAUGCAGGGGAACUGGGGGGCGGAUAG
Messenger RNA from Talaromyces stipitatus ATCC 10500, 753 nucleotides. RefSeq lists its product as uncharacterized. Lineage: Eukaryota; Fungi; Ascomycota; Eurotiomycetes; Eurotiales; Trichocomaceae. The coding region runs from base 1 to 753 and encodes 250 amino acids. The transcript is spliced from 3 exons. The record is from RefSeq and is a predicted model, not a curated record.